AUGUCAAUUGAGGCCAACACAGACAGACAGACAGACAGACAGACAGAUUUUUUAUUCAAGCCUUAUACAAAGUACAUAAGCAGCACAGUUGGUACUACUUCUACAACUACUACAACUACAACAACCCCGAAGCCCACAACUAUAGCAACUACUACUACUCCAACGCCAACUACAACCACUACAACUACACCGAAGCCAACGUCAACAACUACUACCACUACUACGCCGCAACCGACAACAACAACAACUACUACUACUCCAACGCCAACAACAACAACUACUACUACACCGAAGCCCACGACAACAACUACUACGACUACAACGCCGCUACCGACAACAACUACUGCUACUACUACUACUACACCGAAGCCAACCACAACUCCUACCACCACAACCACUUCAAUUACGCCUAUUCCAACUACCACAACCUCUACGACAACCACGUUUAAAGCAUCACCAAUACCCACUAGCUCAGUGCCAGCUCUUACUGAAGGCCGCAUAGACUUAUGUCCUAGCAAUGUAAAAGGUGAUGCAAACCUGUUUCAAGGAUAUCUUGGACAGUAUGGAGAAAACUGCCUGGAACUUGUCCCAGUGAAAACACAAUGGCACAAUGCACAACGUCACUGCCAAGUUGCUGGUCACGGGAGCCUGAUAGAUGUCCAAGACACAUUCAAGCAAGACUACAUUGUACGGUUUCUAGCCAUCCACACCAACGUCGAGUCCAUAUGGUUAGGUUUGACUGACUCUGAGAAAGAAGGCGCCAGUGCGGAGGGAAAGUGGACAUGGGUCUCAGAUGUCAAGAAAAGUCAAAGACCUAAGUUGCCGCCAUGGUUCAGGGCGACGUUGCUUAUCUUGUGCACCCCGCCCCUUCUCGGGCAUUAUCCUUUACUCAUUUUCCCGUUAACUCGGACCAAACUACAAUGGCAACAGCGGUGCUACCCACAAACUGAACGACUGUGUGAUAAUGAAGCAGGGCGGAGAGUGGACGGAUGUGUCGUGUGGAUUGGCUUUGGUUUUGGGGACUGGCUUUGGGGAAGCUCAUGACUUCAUUUGCCAAUAUAAUUUGACCUCAAAACCAAUUAACAUUUUCCACGAAUUGGGGACGCCGUUCGUAGGCUGUUUGUACACACGUUAUUAACUCUGUAAUCAAGGGUUAUCUGUGUAUGCUUCUGUCGAGAACUACGUGUAAACACCAUGCAAUAAAUCAGUUACGAAGAUGGUCUGUCAAGCACUGGGCGUCACACACUCCAUACAUUAUUCUGCGCAGCAAAACUGACUGGAUGCUAAAUACUCAACAACGAUGCCAUUCUGGAUCUAUCAAACUUGCCAGUGAUGGAUGCAAUUGUGGCCUUGAAAUAUUCAAUAGUUCUGUUGGGUUAUUGUUAUGUAACAUAAGAAGACUGUAAAGAAACUGCAGUCAUAAUGAAGAGUGUGUGCAUGUAUUUCAUCAAAAAGCAGUUUCAGCAUAACAAAUAUAAGAUGUACAAACAAUAGUAAAAGAGAAGUGAAAUAAACAACUAGCAGAUAGCAAAAUUGUUAAAG
This is a messenger RNA of Dreissena polymorpha, 1542 nucleotides long. RefSeq names its product salivary glue protein Sgs-3-like. The coding region runs from base 1 to 1044 and encodes 347 amino acids. NCBI's taxonomy places the organism in Eukaryota, Metazoa, Mollusca, Bivalvia, Myida, Dreissenidae. The record is from RefSeq and is a predicted model, not a curated record. The transcript has 7 exons.